UUUACCUUUUUUCACUUCCGCUUACUGACUCCUCGCGUCAUGUGAAUGAGAAGAAGCUAACGAAGCUGACAGGGCGAAGUAACCGCGACAUUUGCCACACAAACUUACAGAAGCAAGUCUCUCUCCACUCGCCAUCGUCCCUAGGCCCCUUCCUGUGAAGAACUGGACUAUUGGAGGCCCGCUGGCUCUGAUGGCGGCCGAGGAACGUUCGCCGCUCUUGUCCGAACACUUCGACGGGACAAACGGUUCUUCUUUUGGCGAAAGCUUGCAUGAACUUAACGCUACAUCUCAGACUGUGGCGCCCUUUGCCAGUUUGGUGGUGCCAGGUGAGCCCCCGCCCCCCUACUCUCCUCAUGGCAGCCUGGACGGCAGCAGCGCUCCUCUCAUCAGCUGCCGUGUAUGUCAGUCUGACAUUUCUUUGGAAGGAAAGAUGCACCAGCACGUGGUGAAAUGCAUCAUCUGCAACGAAGCAACUCCGAUCAAGAGCCCCCCCGCAGGUAAGAAGUAUGUCCGCUGUCCAUGUAACUGUUUGCUCGUUUGCAAAGUCAAGUCUCAGAGGAUCGCAUGUCCACGACCGUACUGUAAACGCAUCAUCAACCUGGGCCCAGCUCACAUGGACGGGGAUAGUCCAGAAAUGCAGAACCAGCCCAUCGGCAUCAGAGUAAUCUGCGGUCACUGCUCCAGUCCGUUUCUGUGGAUGGAAGCCUCAGACAAGACUUUGUCCAGAUGUCCACAUUGCCGAAAAGUCUCCUCUGUUGGCUGGCGGUACACCAGAAGAAGGAGCCUGCUGUGUUUCCUGGUCUUCGUUGUGGUCGCCGCUGCCACGGCAGGACUGAUGGUUGGAACGUGGCAACCUGCUCAGGACUCCAAAGGGAUCUAUGCCGCUUGGGUUCUGCUCAUCCUCAUCGCCGUGUGCACCCUGGCAAGGGCCAUCCAUUGGAGGUGUUUGAAAAUUAGCCAGCCCAUUUCCAACGUGACAUAGGAGCCCAGAUCUGUUUUUUUUAAAUGCAUUUAUCAGCCAUUUUCAUGUGACUCUUUUUAAGCAAAUCUCAUGAGUGCAAGAUGACAAUGCCAGUAAAGAAGAGCUAAAUCCGUAAUUUUUUUUCAAUCAAUAUGCAGCAAGCACAAGUGUCUUCUUAAAGUGGGAGUCACAUUGUUGCAUUUUGUAAAUUAAAGAUCAAUUUAGGUCAAUGUAUGCUGAGAUAUCUGAACAAAACAUCCGUAUCUUAGAUUUGUGUUCUAAAACAAAGCAAAUUAGUGUAAAGUAUGUUUACAAAGUGUUUGCUGCCCUCUUGUGGCAGACUGUGAAACAUGUUUGUACUACUGAUGUUUAUUUCUACAUUGAUUGACAAGCGGUAGAAACGGAUGGCCAGAUGCAAAAGUAAAUAAUACUUUGAACACAAA
Nerophis ophidion (straightnose pipefish) is the source of this 1404-nucleotide messenger RNA. Its product is annotated as type I phosphatidylinositol 4,5-bisphosphate 4-phosphatase-B-like. The record is from RefSeq and is a predicted model, not a curated record. The transcript has 7 exons. Lineage: Eukaryota; Metazoa; Chordata; Actinopteri; Syngnathiformes; Syngnathidae. Gene Ontology annotation, molecular function: phosphatidylinositol-4,5-bisphosphate 4-phosphatase activity. Gene Ontology annotation, biological process: phosphatidylinositol dephosphorylation. Bases 191 to 982 code for a protein of 263 amino acids. Gene Ontology annotation, cellular component: plasma membrane; lysosomal membrane; phagocytic vesicle membrane.